GCCAACCAGCAACAGACUCGCCACUCGUUAUAUAUGUAGAUAUUGCUUACUGAAAAAUUUGUUCUAACAAUUGUUUAUACUUUGUUCAGAAAAAAAUGCAGCAAGAUAAAUAUAGUGAUACGCUGAGUAAGCUGGAAAAUGAGGAGCUCGAGAACAUAUCACCGGGCGCUGAAAUUUACCAGCAGCUAAUGGCGAUUUAUCUUUAUCAAAACAAACUAGCCAAUGCAAAAUUACUUUGGAUGCGUAUAUCAAAUAAUCUGAAGGAACAAAACAAAGAACUGGCACAACUAAAUCUCUUAAAUCUUGCCCUGCAGCACAACAGCUAUGCAGAUUUCUUUAAGCAUAUUAAAUAUGACUGGUCCGAGACUAAUAAGCUAAUCAUUGAUGAUCUUCUGGUUAAACAACGCGAGGAGCUGCUCAACCUGACCGCUACUGCAUAUGUAUCCAUAUACGAGGAGAAUCUGAUGGAAAUGGCCCAGUUGACAUCGGAUGAACUAAAAAAUGCGUGCUUGGAUUGGACGCGCGAACAGGAUGGUGAUAAGCAAAUUUUGCUGCCGAAAGUGAAGGAGAUAACUCCACGCAUUGCCAGCGAUGAUCAGUUGUUGAAAUUAACCGAGUUUGUCUCGUUUUUAGAAAACUAAAAUAUAAAAAUGAAUUAUUUUUA
This is a messenger RNA of Drosophila virilis, 664 nucleotides long. It is a transcript of the gene CSN8, whose product is annotated as COP9 signalosome subunit 8. Gene Ontology annotation, cellular component: COP9 signalosome. Lineage: Eukaryota; Metazoa; Arthropoda; Insecta; Diptera; Drosophilidae. Gene Ontology annotation, biological process: COP9 signalosome assembly; protein deneddylation. The record is from RefSeq and is a predicted model, not a curated record.